This is a messenger RNA of Penicillium arizonense, 1032 nucleotides long. RefSeq lists its product as uncharacterized. The transcript has a single exon. The coding region runs from base 1 to 1032 and encodes 343 amino acids. Gene Ontology annotation, biological process: regulation of transcription by RNA polymerase II. Gene Ontology annotation, molecular function: DNA-binding transcription factor activity, RNA polymerase II-specific. NCBI's taxonomy places the organism in Eukaryota, Fungi, Ascomycota, Eurotiomycetes, Eurotiales, Aspergillaceae. The record is from RefSeq and is a predicted model, not a curated record.
AUGUCAUAUUCAGAUUGUUAUGACAACAUUCUCACAAAUGCGGCACUUAUGGUUCUGUAUGCUUCUGCCAGUCACUCUAUCAGAGUACAUUUGGCUAUCACAGCGAAGCGAAGUGGCCAGGAAUUGCCGAAUGAAGUGCUUCCACAGCACUCACAGUGGAUCUCAUUUACUCGCGCAGCUCAUAUGGCAUCCACCGCAAUACUCGAUGGCAUAGUCGAUAGUAUGACCAGUAGUCAGACAAAUACAGACACACCAAGCCCGACGAUCCACACACCAAGAUUGCCGAGCCCGGUUUCAAAUCGCACAAUUGUCUUGUCGCCACAGGACGGCCCGUCUGAAAGCACGAAGCGCCUAUUUCUUCCCCUGGUCAUCAGUACAUAUACUAAAGCCCUCGAAUCCCUACGCGGAAAAGUCGAGUCUACAGUGGCUUCUUUUGAAAGACUAGAAGAUUCCCCUUGCGGGCAUCUAUUGCUCGACGCUUGCUUGGAAACUUUGUCUAUCCUUGAAACAUGUGCAUUGGAAGCUCUGUCUACAAAGAAGACUGAUAAGAAGCAUGAUGGUGCCAAAUCUGAGCCCUUUCUAUUAGAGCACAUUCAAAAAGUCUCGCCCUGGAUUGGAGAAUACAUGGUCAGUGUCACUUCAAUGACAUCGCCGAAAGCACUACGACGGAUCAUAAUGUCUUUUUUAAACAAAGCGCCGGCCAAGUUUCUCAGCCUUGUCCAGUCAAUGCUCGAUUCGACAUUCGCAGACGUUGGCGCUGCGGAUAUGAUGACGCCCGACUCGCCGGGCACCGAUGUCCCUUUACUUGGUUUGACGCGCCUAUUAGCUAUGGACAUCUUUGCCCAUUGGCUGGUGCUUGUCAUGCUAUUAGAUGGCGUGUGGUGGAUUGGCAGUAUUGGACAGUGGGAGCUGGGGCAAGUUAUUGCUUUGAUGAAAACUCAGGGCUCGCUUCACCGGUCAAUGGAUACUAGAGAGACUUGGUGGCCAGAAACUAUGCAUCGUGUAAAGCUGGAGCUUACUCCCAAUAUCUAG